Molecule: messenger RNA, 729 nt
Organism: Saprolegnia parasitica CBS 223.65
Lineage: Eukaryota; Oomycota; Saprolegniomycetes; Saprolegniales; Saprolegniaceae
Exons: 1
Coding region: 1-729 (242 amino acids)
Source: RefSeq, a predicted model, not a curated record
AUGGACAUUGCCCGCCUUCUCUCGCCCGUCCCCGACGACGACAUCGUUGAUACCGACCGCACGCCGUCGACGCCAUCCAGCGUCUCGUCCGUGGACGACGACCACGCCCCGUCGUCCCGCACCGGACGCUGGAUGUACGAAGAGGAGCAAUUUGCGCUCGCGCUCAUCGAGUGCUUCCUCCUCGGGUGCGUUCCAGACCUCGUGCGCGGCACGUCGCUCCGCUGCUUCCUUGCGUACAAGCUCCAGUGCUCGCCGAUGCGCGUCUCCAAGAAGCUCGCGCGCUCCACCAAGCAGCUCAAGGUCGCCUCGGUGCCAAUCCCAAAAAAGCUCGGCCACCAACGCUACGCGCCGAGCGUCACCGACACGCGUCAAACACUCGCCAAGACGCAAAACAUGCAGCGCCUUGAGUUUGAGUUUUUAAACCAGCUCCGCGCCGCGAACGGCGGUCACCUCAACGCGCCGACGUCGCCGUCCUCCGACUGGUCGUACGAUGAAGAGGUGUUUGCUUGGAAGCUCAUCGACAGCUUUCAACGCGGUCACUUGUACCUGCCGCACGACAUGACGCUCGGCACGUACUUGGUCGAGCAGCUCCGGUGCAACCCGAUCCGGAUCGCACAAAAGCUCGAGUCGGGCGUUCUCGCGGGACAGGCAGUGCACCCGUCCAUCUUGAGCAGCCUCGGCUACUGCCGGCGAGAUGUUGUCGACCGAUCGGCGCCGUUCCUGGUGUAG